UGUAUCUCCUCUCACCUCUCUCCUUCUCUCCUUAAAAACAGGGACGAAUCCCCUGUUCUUCCAUAAUCUGCGAAAAAAGAUCGAGUUUUUAGAAGGGAGAGAGGUGGGGAUGAACAGCCGGCCCUUCCUUUCUCUCUCUGACGGUUGCCUGACCCUAUGCCGGCCCAUCAUGUCCUUUGCUGACCCCUGGUCUUUCUCCUAAACCACACACUCUCCCCUUCAUCUUCUGCUAAUCUUUCUAUAAAAGUGAUCUUUUUUCCUCCAACCAUGAAGAAAUUGAGAGGUUUCAAGCUGCGAAUCAAGGUAGUCCGCAUUUGGAGAUGGGCCUCACGUAGAAGUUCCACCACAGGGUACCUCCACCUCGCCCCCACGACUCCUCCUCCCUGGUGCCAACUACAACUUCACCGCGUAAAGGCCGCGCCUUUGACAACGAAGCUCCGCCAGUGGGGCCUCUGCCUCGCCCGCGGGCUCGGCGGCGUUGGUGGUGAUCGGACGGAGAGGGAAGAGGUGGCGGUGAAACCACUGGAGGGUGGCGGAGGACGGGGGCCUCCACCACCGCCGCCGAAGGGACACCUGGCUGUAUACGUGGGCGGAGGGAGGAAUGGGGAGGAGGGAGCGCCGCCGCAUCGGUUCGUUGUGCCGGUGAUCUACUUCAACCAUCCGCUCUUCUGGGAGUUGUUGAGGGAGGCGGAGGAGGAGUUCGGGUUCCACCACGCCGGCGGCAUAACCAUCCCCUGCCCCGUCUCCCGGUUCGAGCUCGUCCGGAGCCGGAUCGCCGCCGAUCCAGGCCAGACCGGGAUAAGGGUAAACCGGUCCUGACCGGCCACCUAGAUGUUAGACAUGGCCGCCUUCUUGACGUGUCAUGUCGCUA
Messenger RNA from Elaeis guineensis (African oil palm), 871 nucleotides. Its product is annotated as auxin-responsive protein SAUR36. NCBI's taxonomy places the organism in Eukaryota, Viridiplantae, Streptophyta, Magnoliopsida, Arecales, Arecaceae. The record is from RefSeq and is a predicted model, not a curated record. Gene Ontology annotation, biological process: response to auxin.